GGUAACUUUUUUCAGAAUAUAGGUUCUAUCAUGGUUUUUGCUAUAUUUGGUACUUUUAUAUCAACUAUCGUAGUUGGCGGUGGUAUAUAUUUGUUAGGAUUGGCUGAAGUAAUUUAUAAGCUAAGUAUAGUGGAGAGCUUUGCAUUUGGUGCAUUGAUAUCUGCUGUGGAUCCGGUCGCAACUUUGGCUAUAUUUUCAGCGCUGGAUGUAGAUCCUAUUUUACACAUGUUGGUCUUUGGUGAAAGUAUUUUGAACGAUGCUGUGGCUAUUGUUAUGACGAAUACCAUCAUCAUGUUAGAUUCGCCUGCCAUGAAAGAUGUCAGCUCCACAGCAGCGCUUUUCCAAGCCAUUGGAUACUUCUGUAUAAUGUUUUUUGCGUCAGCGGGUAUCGGAAUACUUUUCGGUCUUGCAAGUGCUCUUAUGUUAAAACAUAUCGACCUCAGAAAAACACCGUCAUUAGAAUUUGGAAUGAUCUUGAUAUUUUCGUAUUUACCAUAUGGACUGGCGGAAGGUAUCGAGCUAUCAGGCAUAAUGGCAAUAUUGUUUUGUGGUAUUGUUAUGUCUCAUUACACACAUCAUAAUCUAUCACCGGUGACGCAGAUUACGGUACAGCAGACGUUCAGAACUGCGGCUUUUAUUGCAGAAACUUGCAUAUUUGCGUAUCUUGGUUUAGCCAUAUUUAGUUUUAAACAUGAAUUUAAAGCCGCAUUUGUUAUAUGGAGCAUAGUGUUAGUGUUAUUUGGAAGAGCAACCAAUAUUUAUCCUCUGUCGUUAAUUGUAAAUAGAUUCCGAGAACACAAAAUAACACGAAAAAUGCAAUCCAUUAUGUGGUUUAGCGGUCUACGUGGUGCUAUUGCAUUUGCUCUAAGUCUACAUUUAAAAUUUGCCAAUCCAGAAACGAGGCAUGUGCUCGUUACAACAACCCUUAUUAUCGUCUUAUUCACGAUUUUAAUUUUGGGAGGUUCAACGCUUCCAUUACUUAAGUUCUUAAAAGCUGAAAAGAAGCCAAAGGAGUUAUCACUCAGCAAGACAGAGGAAAUGGGCCACGCUGUUGAUGCUGAGCACUUAUCGGAAUUAACGGAGGAAGAAUACGAAUUUAAUUUUGUAAAACCUAAUCUGAAAGGUUUUAUCCGAGUGGACACCAAAUAUUUUAUUCCUUUCUUCACAAGAAGGUUUACAAAUGAGGAAUUACGCGAUGGGCGAAUCCAAAUGAAGCAUCUAACAAACCGAUGGUAUGCUGAAGUAAGGGGACCAGCAUCUGAUGAAGAAGAUGAGAGAGAAACAGAAAUAUAAUAAUAAUAUAUCAAAAAUGAAUGUUCAUAAUAUUUAUGAAACAUUGUAAAUAUGGGUAUGGUAUUGGUGAGGAUUGAGCUUUUGGUGGGACAAGAUGAUGAGCGCCCUCUAUAGAUCGACCUUUUUACUUUAAUAAUGCAUCUUGUAAGAUGCACAUAAUUUGUCUGCAG
Molecule: messenger RNA, 1463 nt
Organism: Saccoglossus kowalevskii
Lineage: Eukaryota; Metazoa; Hemichordata; Enteropneusta; Harrimaniidae
Product: sodium/hydrogen exchanger 8-like
Biological process (GO): sodium ion transport; proton transmembrane transport; regulation of intracellular pH
Cellular component (GO): membrane
Molecular function (GO): potassium:proton antiporter activity; sodium:proton antiporter activity
Source: RefSeq, a predicted model, not a curated record